CGUGUCCUCUGCUACUCCACACCCCCGCGCGAACAUUGAGUGGCUCACAAACAGCUGAAGCCAUGGAGGACGCUUACCUUGUGCCGGCGAUCUUGUGCCUGCUGCAAACCAUCCUCGGCACCCUCAGAAUCCGUGAGCUGGAUUCGUGGAUCCGUCAAGCCGGGCUUCAGGAUGACACCGAGAACCUCAAGUCCGAGCUCGAGGUACUCCAGGCGGUGGCCUCCGAUGCGAAGGGGAGGACGCUCCAGAGCGCGCGGCUGGAUAAAUCUCUCGCCGAUCUCAAAAGGUUUCUGUACGACGCCGACGACCUGGUCGACGAGCUCGACUACUGGAGGCUGCGGCACCAAGUCGAAGGAGAUAUUGAAUUUGAAUAUUGGAAAUCGAUUGUAUUUCAAAUUCCUGUUAAAAUUUGAUUUAUGGUACUAGUUAGAAUUCAAACUUUUGACGUGGUUGAUCACAUCAAGCAUCAAAUUACCCCUAUUUCAGUCGCCAACACGGUUUCUAUUUCCCAAGACCCGCUGCCAUCUUCGUCCAAUGCGUACAAUCGCCACGCCUCUGACGGUGUUACCCAGCCUUGCACCGCAGCCGCAACGACUACUGCCGUUACUUUGCAGGAGCCCGAAGGCAUGCAUGAAGCAGCGCGAGUAGAUCAUGGCACAUCGAUGGACGAUGGUGAUAAUAUACUGCCGAGAAGAGGUCGUGGCAAAAAAAGGUCCCCACAUUGGGUUGAUUUUGAGGAAAUAUAUGACACUGAUGGAAAAACCGUGGGGGCAGAAUGUAGACACUGUAAAAAGAAACUUAAAUACGACGGUAAACAAGGGCCAAGAGUCUUGAUGACUCACUCCAAUAGUGCCAAGUGUAAGAAUACGCGAGGAGCACGUCCCCAGCCGCCAAGCCAUUCAAGCAUAGAUGCUGCUGCUGAAAAUGCCACCCCCGUUGCUGUCAUUAAUUCUUCCAGCAUACCAAUAAUAGGAACGAAUCAAGAGCCAACACAAAUUACCUCAGCUAUUGCUCACCCUUGGAAUAAGGACGAAUUUUCCAGCAGGAUGCAGGAAAUAACACGUCAGUUGCAUGACAUCCGAGAGGAUGUGACAAUGAAUAUAAACAUGCUCGGGUUAUACUCUGGUGCAAGUUCAGUUCUCCAUCAAAGUACAGCCUCAGAUCCAUGCCGAAGAACAUCAAGUCUUCUUCAAGGCAAAGUGUAUGGGAGAGACAAAGAGAAGAACACAAUCAUAAAGGUGAUGACUGCUGGGAAAUCUGACAGUGUGACUGUCGUGCCUAUUGUAGGCAUUGGAGGUGCUGGGAAGACAGCUCUCACACAAUUUGUAUAUAAUGAUCCGAAAGUGCAAAACCAAUUUGACCACAGCACAUGGGUCUGGGUGUCUAACAGCUUUGAUGAAAUGAGAAUCACAAGAGAGAUGUUAGAUAUUGUCCCUCGAGAAAAGCACAAAGGGUUAUGCAGCCUUGACAGACUUCAGCUGGUCUUGAAAACUCAUAUUGAAUCAAAGAGGGUUCUGGUUAUUUUAGAUGAUGUCUGGGAUGACCUGAAUGAUUGCAGAUUUAACCUAAUACUUGCUCCUUUCAAGUCAAACAAUGCAAAUGGCAGUGUGAUCCUUGUGACGACUAGAUAUCUCUCUGUUGCAGAAAGGAUAGGAACGACUGAACCAGUUGUGUUAGGUGCUCUGGAAGAUGACGAUUUAUGGUUAUUGUUCAAAGAACGAGCAUUUGGUGAUGAGAACUACGAAGGGCAUGGAAAUCUAACAAACAUUGGACGAAUAAUAGCAUGCGAGCUAAAAGGCAACCCAUUAGCAGCAGUAACUGCAGGGCAACUAUUAAGAGUUGAUCUUACUGUUGAUCAUUGGAUUAAUAUUCUCAAGGACGAAGACUGGAAAUUGGUGGGGCUCAGUGGAGGCAUCAUGGCUGCUUUGAAACUUAGCUAUGAUCAGUUGCCGUACCAUCUACACCAAUGUUUCUCAUAUUGUUCUAUAUUCCCUGACAGUUAUUGGUUUCUUGGCGAGGAGUUGGUCCGUAUUUGGAUUUCACAAGGAUUUGUCAAACAGAGCCACCAUCCAAGUAAGAAAUUAGAGGAGAUAGGAAUGGACUAUCUGGCUGAUUUGGUGAACCUGGGAUAUUUUCAGCAAGUUCAAAAAGACUCCUUUCUAGUCAGUCAAAAUUCAUAUGUUGUGUCUGGUCUUAUGUAUGAUUUUGCAAAGAUGGCUUCAAGAGCUGACUGCGCAAUUAUAGAUGGUCUACAAUGCAAUGAUAUAUUGCCAACUGUACAGCAUUUGAUAAUGGUAUACAACAAAUAUCAGCAGCAUGGAAACGUGUCUUGGAGUAACAACUUUAAAGAACAUUUGCGAAAUACAGUUACAUCCGUGAGAAAACUGAGGACAUUACUGUUAAUUGGGCAAUAUGACUGUUCCUUCUUCCAAUCCUUCAAAGGCAUAUUCCAAAAGGCACAUGAUAUACGUCUGCUACAGAUAUCUGCAACAUUUCAAGAAGAAAAAACAUAUAAAGAUUUUAAUUCGCUCAUGCACAGUUCUGUAAAUCCUACUCAUCUUCGCUACCUAAAACUAACGGCCAAGGAGCUGCAAGGAGAUUUGCCUCAGUUUUUGAGCAAUUUUUGCCACCUUCAAGUAUUAGAUGUUGGCUCAAAUUACCUUAAUGUACCUCAUAGCAUGAAUAAUCUUGUCAGUUUGCGCCAUCUUGUGGCAGUUUCCAUUGCUAGAAUUGGCAAGUUGGCCUCACUUCAGACACUAAACAAUUUCAGCGUAGAUGAUUCUGAUGGCUUUCGGAUUAUAGAACUUCAAUCCAUGAACGAUCUUGCCCAGCUUAGGAUUUCUCAACUUCAAAAUGUUAAAACUCGGGAGGAGGCUUGUGGGGCAGGACUGAGAUAUAAACGACACUUGGAAAAGCUGCACUUGUCCUGGAAUAUGUCAGAUGUUGAAUCUGACUCGGAUGGCAGCAAUGAAUCUGACUCGGAUGACAACAAUGAAUCUGACUCGGAUGACAGCAAUGAAUGCGAGAAUGUCAUGAGCUCUGAACCUUCUACCGGCAUAGAAACAGAGGAGUGCUUGCCAACAGAGGUGCAUAUGGGUCUUGCAAGUUCUACCAGCAUCGUGGAAAUGGAGGAACGCUUGCUAACACAGAUGAAUGAGGUUCUUGAACCUUCUACCAGCAUAGAAAAUGAGGGGUGCUCUCCGGCAGAGGUGCUUGAGGGUCUUAGACCAUACAACAACCUAAAGCAUCUUGAGAUAUCUGGAUAUAAUGGUGUUACCUCUCCUUCUUGGCUUGCUAGCAAUACCUCUUUACAGACUCUGUAUUUGGAUAGCUGUAGAAAAUGGCGGAUACUUCCAUCUCUGCAAAGGCUUCCGCUUCUUAGAAAAUUGAAGUUAAGAGGUAUGCCAAGAUUAGUAAAAAUAUCAGUUCCUUCAUUAGAGGAGCUGCUGUUAAUUGAAAUGCCAAAGUUGGAGACAUGCUCCUGCACUUCUAUGAGGGAGUUGAACUCUUGUUUAAGGGUUCUGAAAAUUAAGAAUUGCACUGUACUGAAGGAGUUUGAUCUGUUUGGGAACAGCCAUGAAUUUAAAAUUGAGCUGAAGUCAUGGUUGCCACGUAUUUGGGAACUCAUUAUCCACAACUGUCCUCUUUUGCUGGUAUCACACCCUUUACCAUCUUCAAGUACUGUUUCUAGGAUUUCCAUGAGCGGAAUUCCAAAAUUUCCAAGAAUAGAUUCACGGUCCUGCGGAAGUUUAACCAUCGGCGAGGAUCCUGAGAUGUCUGAUUCUGAUGAUGAAUAUGGUUCUGGUGAGGAUCGUUUUGACAAGUUCUCUGAUAAUCUAUCAGUGUUAGAUGGAAAUAUUUUGGCAUUCCAUAAUCCAAGGUUCCUGACAAAGUUGACAAUAAGUCGUUGCCGAAAUCUAAUGUAUAUUUCAUUCAAAGGAUUAAGUCAACUUGUAUCCUUAAAGAGACUGGAAAUAGUGGACUGUCCAGAACCUUUUGGUUUCAAUGUUCCACCAGACCAUACCCAUGAAGAUUUAUUUGAAGCUGAUACCCAUGAAGAUUUGACAGCUGCAAAUUGGAAUGCCCUCCCAUCUCUUGAAUAUUUAGAGAUUUUUUCAUGUGGAAUAACGUGGCAGUGGCUAUCUGUGAUUCUACAACAUGCGCCAGCACUAACGGAAUUGAAUUUAAAGAACUGCCCAGAACUGGAAUCUCUACAACUGAACUCCUGCACGACACUGCAAAAGUUGAGGGUAUAUAACUGUGAAUCGCUCGGCACACUAGAGGUCUUGCAAUCCCGUUCCCUCAGGGAUAUGGAAGUAUAUCAUGUCCCAAAAUUGAAAUCCCUACAGCUGCACUCUUGCACGGCAAUGGAAGAGUUGGUCAUCCGUGGAGCUGCAGUCUGCAUGCUAAGGGGCUCGCAAUCACUCAGGCAGUUGCGACUCCAUGCAAGCCAGUAUUUGGAAUCUCUACACCUGUGCUCCUGCACGGCACUGCAAGAGUUGGAUAUUUGGAGGUGUGCAUCACUCUCUACACUAGUGGGCUUUCAAUCCCUUGGCAGCCUCAGGCGUUUGAUUCUACAUGAUUGCUGUGGCUUGCAUUCAUGUUUGGAGGGUUUGCCAGAGCAGGACUACGAAUUAUGCCCUCGACUGGAAUUUCUUGAAAUCAGUGAUUUCUCUUUCCUUGCCACAUCGUUCUGCAAGCAACUCACAUCACUCCAGCGGCUAGUUAUUAGUGGUUUUGCAGAAAAAACAACAGCAGAAGGACUGACAGAUGAGGAAGAGAGAGGGCUUCUGCUCCUCGGUUCCCUCACAGAGCUCCAAUUUGCAUAUUACAGGCCUCUCAAAUAUCUUCCUGCAGGCCUGUACAGACUUCGCUCCCUCCAGGUGUUGGAUAUUUCAUUUUGUCCGAGCAUCUCAGGAUUGCCGGACCUCCCGCCUUUUCUAGAGGAGUUGAAAGUCUUCCGGGGCAGUGAGGAGCUGAAACGUCAAUCCAAAUCGCUAGUGUCAAGCAAGUUAAAGGUCAAAAUUGACGACCAAUAUGUGAGCUGAUUACUCGUGGCUUGUUAUGCACACAUGCACAACAGAUACAGUUGUAAACUUGUACUGCUUUUGAGGUUUGUUUUCACUUCAGAACCUCAUCCUCUUGUGAUUUGUUUUGCUGCCAUAUCAACAGGAACUCCAAGACACAAUUUCCAGGAUGUGUUGUGCUGUUCAUCACAAGUUGGCCACAAGAAGCUUAUUCAAAACUUCCUUGAUACACUAGCCAGAAAUACUCUGCAGCUACAGCAAUGCACUUUGUAUUUCGGAACUCCACCUCUUAGCCAGCAUAUGUUGCUCCAUCAGAAUUCAGGGCGCGUCGGCAGACACUGAUUUGCUCAUAGAUUUGAAUAUGCGACCUUGCUGGGUUUGGCUACAAAUUUUUUUUCAUUGUAAUAUGUACGUUCCAAGGAAUUCGUUUUGUUUUGUGGUUUCUUUUGUGAUGCCACAAGACCAACGUGUUGUGCUUCAGACAGUGCGUGGUUAUUCAGCCAGUUUUGCUCCAGAGCUAUA
Messenger RNA from Triticum dicoccoides, 5549 nucleotides. Its product is annotated as putative disease resistance protein RGA3. Gene Ontology annotation, molecular function: ADP binding. Lineage: Eukaryota; Viridiplantae; Streptophyta; Magnoliopsida; Poales; Poaceae. The transcript is spliced from 5 exons. The record is from RefSeq and is a predicted model, not a curated record. Bases 417 to 5048 code for a protein of 1543 amino acids.